AAUAAAGCAAAAGAGAGAAAAAAAAAAAAAAAAACAUCACAAUUGGAGAGAUAGAAAUCAAACCAACAAAAACAAAAACAAGAGUAUAUUUAUUUUUAUUACAUAUACUUUUCUUGAAACAACAACAAAAAAAUAAGAAAAAAAUGACAACACAAAUACAAACAACACAAACACAACCUCAGCCGCAACAAGUGAAUAGGAUGCAGUCAAGUGAUCAGCUGCAAACAUUGAUGGCGGCAGGGCAAAUAUCAACAGGGAGUUUAAGUUUUAAUGGAUUAAUGAGUAAAGAAGAUGAAGAAAUGUCAAGAUCUGCACUUUCUACUUUCAAAGCUAAAGAAGAAGAAAUUGAAAAAAAGAAAUUGGAAGUCAGGGAACGAGUUCAAGCUCAAUUGGGUCGUAUUGAAGAAGAAACUAGACGUUUGGCUUCUAUCCGUGAGGAACUUGAAGCACUGACUGAUCCAAUGAAGAAGGAAGUUUCUGUUGUUCGUAAGAAGAUUGAUUCCGUCAACAAGGAGUUAAAGCCACUGGGACAGACCUGCCAGAAGAAGGAGAGAGAGUACAAGGAAGCUCUAGAUGCUUUCAAUGAAAAGAACAAAGAAAAAGUACAACUCAUUACCAGAUUGAUGGAGCAGCUGGUGAGUGAAAGUGAGAAGAUGAGGAUGAAGAAACUGGAGGAGCUGAGCAAGAGUGUCGAAACGAUACAAUAAGUUUGUUGAUGAUAACCUGGUGAAAGAUGAUGAUGGGUUUAAGCUAAUUAGGUUUGUGUGGUGUAUUAAAAAGGAGAUCUUUUCACUUCUUUAAUAUGUUCUUAUAUAUGGGUCGUCUCGGUUUGGUUGAAAAUUUCUAUGCGUUUUUCAUUUGUUUUUAAGUUUGAUUAGUCGUUACUGGUGUUUGUAAUUUGCUGAUCUAGGAUUGGAAAUACCUUUGUAAAAACAGGUCUGUAACUAAAAUCAUGUCAAAGAACCUCUUCGUUUAA
Messenger RNA from Erigeron canadensis, 976 nucleotides. Its product is annotated as probable DNA double-strand break repair Rad50 ATPase. Lineage: Eukaryota; Viridiplantae; Streptophyta; Magnoliopsida; Asterales; Asteraceae. The coding region runs from base 144 to 707 and encodes 187 amino acids. The record is from RefSeq and is a predicted model, not a curated record. The transcript has 4 exons.